Molecule: messenger RNA, 7087 nt
Organism: Chinchilla lanigera (long-tailed chinchilla)
Lineage: Eukaryota; Metazoa; Chordata; Mammalia; Rodentia; Chinchillidae
Gene: Rttn
Product: rotatin
Exons: 49
Coding region: 63-6746 (2227 amino acids)
Biological process (GO): ciliary basal body organization; centriole-centriole cohesion; centriole replication
Cellular component (GO): centriole; ciliary basal body; centrosome
Source: RefSeq, a predicted model, not a curated record
CAGUGCAGGGACUCGUGGCGCGGCAGUUUAAUUCUCCGGCGGCCGCAGAUUGAGGGGACAGGAUGGUUCUACCAGGGCUCAUCAGGAAACUCGGUCAUCAGCUGACUGAGAUCAGGGAGCGCGCGCUCAGGAGUAUUCUCAGCAAGAUCGAGCACAACUUAAUCUGCUACGCGGAUCUAGUUCAGGAACGGCUGCUUUUUCUCCACUUGCUGGAAUGGUUCAAUUUCCCAUCCGUCCCCAUGAAAGAGGAGGUUUUGAAUCUGUUGAACCGGUUGGUUAAGUAUCCUCCAGCAGUCCAGCAUUUGAUUGACCUGGGUGCUGUAGAGUUCUUUUCUAAGCUUCGACCUACUGUGGAACCAGAUCUGCAAGCUGAAAUUGAUGGCAUUCUGGAUGGACUUUUUAUUCUUCCUUCAGAAGUUCCGGCAGUGUAUUCUGUCCCAUACCAAAGCAAUCAGACUGAAUUGUCACAACCUGAAAUCCUAACAGGGUAUUUUCCCCAAGACAAAAGUAAUUUUCAGCAAAUGAAUGUGCCUCCUAAACCAGUCGUAAAUCAAACUGCAAAGUGUUUGAAGUUUUCUACAUUUCCUUGGUUACCCCUAACAACUACAGACAGACAUGUUCUCUCCUCUAAUGAAAGCUCUUUAAGAAGUAGUAAUCACACUUUGAUCUGGAACACCUGUGAACUAUUGAAGGAUGUUAUUAUGCAAGAUUUUCCUGCUGAGAUUUUCCUGCAAAGGCCAAAAAUUGUUCAGAGCCUGUUGUCUCUGCUGAAACUGGCCUUUGAAGGAGAUGGAAAACAUCGCCUGGCUCUGCAGUCAGUGUCCUGCUUGCAGCAGCUCUGUACAUAUUUAAGAAAUAGACUUAACUUUCACCGAGAUCCAAAUUUUUUCUCUAAUAAGCAAGACACAAUUUCCCAAAAUUCUUCCAUGUCUUACUGUCAUGAAGCAAGAGGUACUCACCAUUCUCAGAAUCUGUCCCUGGGAAGCAGCAGCCCUCGGCCUUCUGUUAUUGGGCGCACAGGCCAGCGACCCAGAGGAGAUGGCCAGGAUUGGGAUGCAGUGUCCUCCAGUGGAAGUAGUAGUCAUGCGCAUGUGAACUCGAGGAUAUCUGUCCAUUCACCUUUGGAGAUGGGCCACAUAGAUCUGCCAGAGCUGGAAACAGAAGACACUUUGGAACUACAGUUCCAGCAGCUCAGUCUUCCCCAGUUCUGCGUCUCCCUUCUGGAAUCAGCAGUUCCUCUCUUAAGUACAGGUAGUAGACAAAUGAUAAUAAGAGUUUUGGAAUUGCUUGCAGAAGAUAUGAUCCUAAUUGAUGAAGCAAUUUCAGCUGAUAUCUGGGAUGACAGCAGCCUUUUUGCUAUAGAUAUGAAAGAGAAGCUGUUACUGGUGUUGGGGUCCCUUGGAGAAACCAUGUGUUACCAUAAAAGCAGUGUUGGUUUGGAUCAAGCAGAGGUAAUGCUAGUGCACCACAGAAUGGCGUUUGUCAGCAUUGCUCUGUUUGCAGUUCGAUUGUUACAAAUGCUUCUGCCUGUUGAAAAGGCAGGUGAAUUUUUACCAGAGCCUAUAUCAGCAGCAUUAUUUCUUCUUUCUUUGGACAUGCCUUUUUCUUUGGAAUAUCCAAAUGUUCAUGAAGCUGUUGUGGCCUAUUUGGAACAGUUGAAUUCCGAGAACUACAAAAUUUAUAAACAAACUUCGGAGGCUGUUUAUUCAAUUGAGUGUACCUGUAACUUCUUGUCUGAUGUUGGGAAAGAGGGAGAGAAGAAUCUUUUAGAAUUAGUGGAGCUUGCAGACCAAGCCUUGCGUAGCUUUUCCUAUCAUCAACAUUUUCCCCUAAUAAAGGAAAUCAUCUGCAUUUGUUCAAAGAUCUGGAAAUCUGCCCAGGCCAGUCCAUUACUGCAAGGAGAGAGUCAGAAGGUGCUUCUGCAUAUGUUAUCUCACCCACUGCCACAAGUGAAAAUUGAGACUUACAAUAGCUGUCUGGAAGUUGUUAAGGAAUGUUUAGGUGUUCAUAAUGUCACUAUACCUGUGUCUUCCCUUUGUAAUGGAAUUCAUUUCCUACUUCACCCAAAAGUUCUAUAUGAAAUCUCUGCAUUUGGUAUCCAAGAACCCAGAAGUGAGGUGAAUGCUGCUGCCAGGGCCAUUCUGUUGUAUCUGCUUCAGGGACGAAUGAUGAUGACAGCACUGACCUGGAACAAGUUUAUUGAGUCUCUGUGUCCUGUCAUUCCAGUACUACAGGGCUAUGCUGACCCAGAAGAUCCUUUCGGUAACUCCAUCCUUCUUUUAAGUGAAGCAAGUUCUGAGGCAGGAGAAGGGAUUCUUCCCUGUACUACCCAGUUAAAGUUCAUGCUGCGACUUUUGCUAGUGAAAAAGCCAUCGGUUCGUUCACUAGCAUUAAAACUUUUAGCGUUUCAUCUUACACAUGAAGAAGGGGCUCAUACAAAGCGCCCUGUAAUAGAUGCCGGAGUUCUCUCCAGAGUUACUAAUUUAUUUAUUGUGAAAAAACCUGUUGAACUCAGAUUGGAUGACAGAAGAGAACUGGUUAUUAAGUUGGAGACUGUUGAGAAGGUAUAUGAAAUCUUCACCUCGGAUGAUGUUGAUCUUGUUUUGAGAAAGUCAGCUGCAGAACAGUUAGCUGUGAUUAUGCAAGAUAUUAAAAUGCAUGCUGUGGUGAAAAAGUUAUGCUUAACUGACAAGAUAAUUGAAUAUUUAAAUGAAUGUGUAAGUCAAGAUGGCAAGGUUGUAGAAUGUUUGAUUCGGCCAUGCCUGACGCUCCUGAGAAAGGUUUUGUAUGCUGACCCACUCAUGCGUGUGUCCCUCUCACAACAGUCUUCUGUCUUGAUCCUGUUAUUCAGAGUUUCCUUGAUAUUUCAUGAAGAUUCUACAAUAGUGACUGAAGUUGGAGCACUGUUUUGUCUUCUGCUGUUUGAUGAAGUAUCAAGAAUGGAUAUGUGGUCUGCUAACCCUUCCAGUGAACCUUCACCGUCAGCCUUCAGUUUGCCUAUUUCAGUUUUUAGAAGGUAUCAUCUACCGGUACAUGUAGAUGGCCACCACGCUGUGAGCCCUUACUCAGUAGUUUUGCCAUUGUCUGCUGAUUGUUUGGCCUUGAAGCCUGUGUCAGAUAUGCUGAGAAUAGCCUGGAACUUGUCCUGGUACCAUGGGAGUGAGAAUCUACUGAGGCAAAUGAACUCCGAAACUAAAAUCCAAGAAUUUUCAGAUACACUGAAGCUAUCCACAGUGGACAUCCUCACUCUGAAGAUAACACACACAGCUAGUGGGUUGCAGGACUGCUUUCAUUCCAUUGUUCAGGCUGUAGCCCACAGGGAUGUUAGGGCUGCUGUCACAAGGAUGAGUUUUUAUCUUCUGAAUGACAAAUUGUCUUUAAAGGGAGGCACCAGCCCAUGUGGGGUUACCUUGAAGUCCUUGGGUUGGCCCAGUGCACUAAACAGGUUUUUACAAGUGCUUCCUGCUUGCACUGAAGAUGAGAAACUGCUGAUAGAUAUUGUACAUUUUUUAAAGAAGUUAAUGAAAGAACAAAGAAAAAACCCACCAGUUGAACUUCUAAACUGGAUUCUAGAAUUACUCCUUAGACAUAAUCCAAACCCACUAUUAGACCUACUGGUUCUGACAGAGUCACAAACACCAGAAGAAACAGAUGACAUCCGGACUGCUGUGAGACAACAACUGCAGAAAGAGCUCAUUGCUCUUUUCAAUACCCUGCUGCUCAGUUUCAAGGCAGUUACUGACAGGAAAUGCUUGGAACUUCUUUAUGUCUUCCAAACACAGUUGGGUCUGAAACUGCUCCAGUGUCUGAGGGUCACAGAUGCUCCUCAUUUUUACGGCCUGCCUUCGCUGGAGCGGACUUUAAGAGGGAUGGCUCACCUCACCGCAUUUCCAGGGUGGAGUUCACAUUCGCCUUCAACAAAGCCACUUGAAAUCUGUGUGAAGUAUUUGUCAGGUCUCCUGGAGGUUAUUACUUCUUUUUACGUGGAACGUGGAGGAAAUGCUAUGUCGUUCAUGGGAAAAGGUGUUACAAAGAGCACAAUUCUUUGCUUGCUUCACUUAUCCCAUGAGAUGAUGGCCCAUGCUCAGAGCUCGGAGUGGAUGUCUCUUUGGUUUUUGCCUUUAGGUAGUCAUAGUGAAGAACAUGGUCCUGCUCAACAAGGAUUGGCUUGGCUGAUUCCCUUAUGGGUUGAUCGAGACCCAGAGGUGAGAUUCACUUCCUUGGGGUUGGGAUCAGCACUGACCAUGCUUGAAGCUGGCUGUGUGGCCUUGGCAAACAGUUGUCAGAACAUUUCCGGUGGGCUCUGGGGAACGGUCGUGAACAUUCUCCUGGACCAGUCGGAAUGCAGCAUGGUGCGCCGGGAGGCUGCAUUUAUUCUUCAGAAUCUCCUUGUAAUUCCGAUGCCUACAGACUUUAUGAAGGACUUUACUUGGCAGGGCCCCUGUGUCCAUGAUGAGGAUUCUGGCUUGUCACUCACAGGAAAACCUGCCCUCCAGGCGCUUUUAUACCACUGCCAUUUUUAUGAACAUUUGAAUCAGAUGGUGAAACAUUGUUACCUGGGACGGUAUAUGUUUGAUUUGAGGAUUUCUGCUUUUGAUGGAACUUCAGAAGCUAAUGAUUUAAAUGGUUUAGAUGACUCAUUCAAGUUUUGGAGGGCUCUAUCAAGGAUGUCCAACCAAGAUCAGGAUCCAAGUUCUCUUUCCACUUCAGAAACCACGGUAGCACCGUCAGUGGGGAGUGCUGAAUUUCAUCCACUUGUUCCCUCAGCAGUGCUUCUCUCUGAAGCCUCACAUGACCAGUUUGUGGCCCAAGGUCAGCAUGAAACUGCAUCAUCACAGCCACCUCAUGAUUCAUCCCUGUCUGCUCCCCUGCCCAGGCAGUAUGUUUUUGUUACUCCGUCUCUUCUUUCAGCAAUCUGUGGCCUCCUAGACAACCUAUUGGCGAUUGCUCCACAAGAAACUGCAGGUGCUCUCCAACAAGCCCAGCUCAUAGAACUUCUCUGUAGCAUUGUAGAUCCCACCCUUUUGGAGACAUAUGUUUGGGAACUCAAGACCCCGCUGUCCCCAUUACCCCCAGUGGAACAUGCUCAGGCUCAGGCCUCCUUUCUCCUGGAAUAUCUGUCAUCUUUGUCCAGGCUUCUGCAGUCCUGUUUGUUGGUAGACCCUAACCUUGUGAUGCAGGAAGAGCUUCUGAAAACUCUUAUCACUAAUAUCGUUGGAGUUCUCACAGUUUGCACCAAAGAUGUAUUAGAUGUAGAGUUAAUCUCGGCUUUUUAUCACACAUGGACACACUUACUUGACCUCCUGAUCACACUCCUGAGGAAAGCUGCUGCUUUCUGUCUCGCUUUCAUUACCUCAGCUCUGGCCAAGCGCUGGACCGCAGUGAUUGAUAUGCUCUGCAAAUGUGUGGGCUUAUCGGCCAGGUGUCCUGCUCUGUACAUUGCCAGUCUGCAGUUCCUGGCUCUUCUUCUGACUGAGGAAGCGAAAAUGCAUCUCCAGGACAAGAACAGAAUUUGUUUAAGCCAUAGUCCAACAAUGGGUUUGCUUCUUGAUGAAAUCCAGGACAAUCAGAAAUCAUCAGAACAACUUAAUGAAGUAAUUCUUCAGUGCUAUGAAGGGAAAUCCUCCAAAGAUAUCCUGAAGAAAGUUGCUGCAAAUGCAUUAAUCUCCCUUCUGGCUGUCAGCAGAAGAGCACAGAACCAUGCGUUGAAAGCCGACCUCAUAGACAGCUGUAUGGAACAGAUGAAAUACAUCAACGCACAACUGAACCUCGAUUCUCUAAGGCCUGGGAAGGCAGCACUGAAAAAGAAGGAGGAUGGUUUUACUAAAGAGUUAAGCAUCACUAUGCAGCUCCUAAGAAACUGUCUUUACCAAAAUGAAGAAUGUAAAGAAGCAGCUCUUGCAGCUCAGCUAGUCCCUGUCAUGCAUUCUCUGUGGCCCUGGCUGUUAAUGGAUGAUUCAUUGAUGCAAAUUGCCUUGCAGCUACUUUGUGUCUAUACUGCAAAUUUUCCAAAUGGUUGCAGUUCUAUUUGUUGGUCAAGUUAUGGACAACAUCCUGUUCACACUGCACACAGAGGAGUCCCCAGCAACUCUCUGAUGCUGUGUAUCCUAAAGCUGGCUUCUCAGAUGCCGCUUGAAAACGCUGCUCUACAGCAGAUGGUUUUUAUGUUUCUUUCAAACCUGGCCUUGUCCCAUGACUGUAAAGGAGUAAUUCAAAAGAGUAACUUCUUACAGAAUUUUCUGACUCUGUCAUUGCCAAAAGGAGGAAACAAACACCUCAGUAAUCUGACCAUUCUUUGGUUGAAGUUCCUCCUGAAUUUGUCAUUUGGAGAAGACGGGCAGCACAUGAUCCUGAGGCUCGAUGGCUGCUUAGACUUACUGACAGAGAUAAGCAAGUACAAGCACAAGAGCAGCCCUCACAUACCUCUUCUUAUUUUUCAUAACAUAUGCUUCAGUCCUGCUAAUAAGCCCAAAAUCCUGGCUAAUGAAAAGGUCAUUACUACACUAGCUGCCUGUCUGGAAAGUGAGAAUCAAAAUGCCCAGAAGAUUGGAGCAGCUGCACUUUGGGCUCUCGUUUACAAUUAUCAGAAGGCAAAAACAACUUUGAAAAAUCCAUCAAUAAAAAGAAGAGUGGAUGAAGCAUAUUGCUUAGCAAAGAAAACUAUCUCAAACUCAGAAGAACACUCUUUAAAUUCAUACUACCUGAAAUGUCUUGAGAACCUCGUGCAGCAGCUCAGCUCUUCCUGAGUGCCAUGAGGUGCUCCACCCCAAAGCUGACAGCCAGCCCAUAAAACUGAACAUGAGGCUGCUUUGUGUGGUCACUACUACCUGAAGAUCUGUCUGCAGAGCACUGAUGUGCUCCCUUCCCUGUAAGAAAUAGAACUGGACACACUGAAAGAAAUGGAAUUGGUAACAUCUCAUCUCUGUCCAUUUGUGGCAGCUCUCUUGCAGUAAUAACAGCUGACAGGAGAUGGUGGGAUAAGGCACAGAAAGUUCUGGCAGUAUAAACAUUUUUACCCUUUUCUAUGCAAUUUUAUCUAUAAAAAUUAUAUUUAAUAAUUAUUUAAUAAAAUAAAAACUUUUUUAGA